AUGGCGACGCUAGCAGACUUGACAUUCUUUGGACCCUUGACAGCAAAGACAUUGCAAAGCGCGGCUUAUGCGGUCAGGACGGCCCGUGCGGUCAACUAUGGGGCGAUGUCGCUCAUGCUCUGGGAUAUGCUUUUAACGCUGCCUCGAGAGGUGGAGCUGAUUUGGAACUCGCAACUGACAGCCCUCAAAGUCAUUUUCCUCUUCAAUCGCUAUGCGACUCCAGCCGUCAUCUCGGUUAACAUCUGGGCGAUGAGCGGGCACGCACGGGGGUUGACUGAAUCGGCAGUUGUGAUUGUCGGGGAUGGAACUCGGCCGCGUUCGGAAUCCAGCUCUUCUGCUCGGCCAUGGUCUCGUGCCUUGUUUCAUUCCGGUAGUCUUUGGGCUUGGUACGAUAUGUCGACGCGCAAUCUAUACAUACUCCUCUCAAUAUGGGUCGCUUCUGUCAUUGCUUCCUUGGCGUUUGUCGUUGACUCGAUGUGGGUUCAUGGGCGAGAUAUUAUCCACAUUCCUAUGUUCAAUGUCUGUAUGACGAAGCAACCUGUUAUAUGGACUCAAUGGCUUCCGGGUGUGAUCGAGCAUGGGUUAUACUUUUCCUUGCUGUUCUACCAUGCAAUGGCUACACCACGCUCCGCGCAUCGUCCCGCAUUAGCAAUCUUGUAUCGAGAUGGGAUUCUAUUCUAUUUUGUCACCUUUGGAGUCAUGUUCACGGCCUUGAUCAUAUGGAAAUACGCCCCUCGCCUCUACAUGGGUGUGACACUGUAUACACCGUGGAUCGUCUUUCAAAUGGCAAUAUCACGUCUCUUGCUACACGUAAGGACCUCGCAACUGUUUGAAGGAUAUGCAUCAAGACGGAAUACGAGCGCGAGCUCCUGUCAAGCGCCACAUCUCCGACACCCGACGGCGCUUCCCCUUCAAUCAUUUCACACUGCCCAGAGGAUGGCUCAACAUGGAAGGACAUUGCCAUUUGUUAAACGUGGAGAAUAUGUCACGUCUUCAGGUCAUCAGCCUCGGACACCGAGUCCCCAAACCUCGUCUCAGAGUCACGGCCGGGAGACUCAGUACAUCGAGGAUGUAGGCCCGAGAUGGGGCUCCAACCAACAAUUGCGUUUCUGGCGUCGGCGGCUUUGGUGGUUACUCCCGGAGGUGUGGGCGUCUUCAGAAGGGGUGCGCGAUGUCUAUGUCUUUAUUGGCGCGGAAUCACAGGACUGCGAGAUAGGCGGGACCGGUGGCGUUCGGGUGUCGCGUCUCGGACGAUUUGACCAUUGGCUUUGA
Serendipita indica DSM 11827 is the source of this 1272-nucleotide messenger RNA. NCBI's taxonomy places the organism in Eukaryota, Fungi, Basidiomycota, Agaricomycetes, Sebacinales, Serendipitaceae. The record is from the annotation of a GenBank genome assembly.